AUGCACCGUCGACCGAGUAGGGUAAACACUGAUGUCUGCUUUCCUAUGACAGAAGCAGCAUAUAAAGCUGGAGCAUCAGCUUUUUUCAAAAGACCUAAUGGGAAAUAUAAACAUUACGAGGAAAGUGAGCAUCCAACAGAAUCUUCGUAUAGAUUCACUUUUUAUUCUACAGCAUAUAGUACAGUGCAUGCACGGUCGUUAGCAGAGAUUCCACCAGCUGGUCUAACUCUGUCUGAUAUGAUAAAAGCAGGAUGUUGGUGGAUUGAUGUUUUAUCACCAACAGAUUUAGAGAUGAGAGAUUUUGGUAGGAUAUUCGGAAUCCACCCUCUUACGGUUGAAGAUAUAGAAACAGAAGAAACUAGGGAAAAGUGCGAACUUUUUAAAGAGUACUAUUUUAUUUGUUUUCGAUCAUUUGAUCAGGAUCAUUAUUCUCCAACAUAUCUUCAGCCUGUGAGCCUUUAUGUUGUGGUUAUGAAGGAAGGAAUCUUAUCGUUUCACUUCCGGCCGACACCACACCCUUCUAAUGUAAGACGACGAAUAAGGCAACUAAAGGAUUAUGUUACGGUCACGCCAGAUUGGAUCAAUUAUGCGCUUAUUGACGACAUCACAGAUUCUUUUGCGCCAUUAAUUCGUACAGUCGAGUUUGAAGUUGAUUCGAUUGAUGAAUUAGUUUUGAUUCUUAAAGAAUCCGAACAGACGGACAUGUUACGUCGGAUUGGGCAUUGUCGUAAAAAAGUUUUAGGAUUACUAAGGCUAUUAGGGAGCAAAGCGGAUGUGAUGAAAGGGCUCAUAAAAAGGUGUAAUGAACUUCGGUGGGAUGUGGUCAUUAGCAAUGAAAUUGUUCUAUAUUUGGGCGAUAUUCAAGGCAUGAUAUCUAUUGAGAUGACGCAAGCAAAUAACCAAAUUAAUGAUAUCUUGUCUCGUCUCACUGCUUUAGGAACCAUACUAGUUCCCAUGAACCUUGUUACAGGUUUAUGGGGUAUGAAUGUUAGAGUCCCGGGUCAGGAUAAAGACAGCUUAGGAUGGUUUGUCUCCAUACUAAUGGGAUUGUUGAUUUUCGCCAUCGUAGGAGUCGUUGUUGCACAUCGAACGGGGAUCGUAUAA
Dentiscutata erythropus is the source of this 1104-nucleotide messenger RNA. The record is from the annotation of a GenBank genome assembly. Lineage: Eukaryota; Fungi; Glomeromycota; Glomeromycetes; Diversisporales; Gigasporaceae.